CUCCCUCUGUCUGAGGCUAUGAGAGGGAGAAAGGAGCCCCAGGCUUCACCACCAUGCCAGUUCUGAGACACAGGGAGGAGAUUUGGGCUGGCAAUACUCACGGGAUUGCAUUUACACUCCUCCAUCAUGCUCGUCUGCCACCACCACUCCUCCACUUCUCCCCUGGACUGGCGGAUCCCUCCCACGCCUCCCCUUCCCGAAAUCUCCGCCCCCCGGCGGCGGACCGCCCUCUCCGCCCUCUCCCUCUUCUGCAUCUGCCUCCUCCUCGUCCCCGUCUGCGAAUCCCGGAGGGACAAGGGCGGAGGGGGCGGGGCAGGGGGAGGGGAGAGGGGUGGGGCUGGGAUCAUGCCGCCACACUACGCCCCCGUGGCGCCCCCUCCGCCACCUCCCCCAAAGAUCGCGCAGGGCCUGAGCAUCGCCGUGGUGCUGGUGGGCAACUCUAGCGAGGUGGCACUGGCAGAGGGCCGGGAGAAGGAGGACUUCCUGUACAUGCCGCUCCCGCCCAACGUGGAGCUGGUUACCAUGAAUGAGACCGACCCCAAGAGCAUCAUCACCCGCAUCUGCGACCUGAUGACCAAGUCCUGGCUGCAGGGCGUGGUGUUCGGGGAUGACACUGACCAGGAGGCCAUCGCCCAGAUCCUGGACUUCAUCUCCGCGCAGACGCACAUCCCCAUCCUGGGAAUCCGGGGGGGCUCAUCCAUGAUCAUGGCUGCCAAGGAUGACAAUUCCAUGUUCUUCCAAUUUGGCCCCUCGAACGAACAGCAGGCCUCAGUCAUGCUGAACAUAAUGGAGGAGUAUGAUUGGUACAUUUUCUCCAUUGUCACCACCUACUAUCCCGGCUACAAGGACUUUGUCAAUAAGGUGCGCAGCACCAUCGAGAACAGCUUUGUGGGGUGGGAGCUGGAGGAGGUGCUGCUGCUGGACAUGUCGCUGGACGACGGCGACUCCAAGAUCCAGAACCAGCUGAAGAAGCUGCAGAGCCCCGUCAUACUGCUCUACAGCACCAAGGAGGAGGCCACCACCAUAUUCCAGGUGGCCCACUCGGUGGGGCUGACGGGCUACGGGUACACCUGGAUCGUCCCCUCGCUGGUGACCGGAGACGCUGACAAUGUGCCGGCCGAGUUCCCUACAGGUCUGAUCUCUGUGUCAUAUGAUGAGUGGGACUAUGGCCUGGAGGCCAGAGUUCGUGACGGGGUGGCCGUCAUCGCCAUGGCAACCUCCACCAUGAUGCUCGACCGGGGGCCGCACACUCUUCUGAAAUCCGAAUGCCACGGGGCCCCAGACAAAAAAGGUCCAAGUGCCGGGAACCCCAACGAAGUGCUCAGGUACCUCAUGAACGUGACGUUUGAGGGGCGCAACCUCUCCUUCAGCGAGGACGGCUAUCAGAUGCACCCCAAACUGGUUAUCAUCCUGCUGGACAAGGAGCGCAAAUGGGACAGGGUGGGCAAGUGGGAGAACGGCUCGCUGUCGAUGAAGUACCACGUGUGGCCGCGCUUCGAGCUGUACUCGGAUGCCGAGAACCGGGACGACGACCACCUGUCCAUCGUCACGCUGGAGGAGGCUCCCUUCGUCAUCGUGGAGGACGUGGACCCUCUGAGCGGCACCUGCAUGCGGAACACGGUGCCCUGCAGGAAGCAGCUGAAGAUUCUUAACCAAACGAGAGAUUCCGGGGUCUACAUAAAGCGCUGCUGCAAAGGCUUCUGCAUUGACAUAUUGAAGAAGAUCGCGAAGUCCGUCAAGUUCACCUACGACCUUUACCUGGUCACCAAUGGCAAACAUGGCAAGAAGAUCAACGGGACCUGGAACGGCAUGGUUGGAGAGGUGGUGUUGAAGAACGCUCACAUGGCAGUUGGCUCCCUAACCAUAAACGAGGAGAGGUCGGAGGUCAUCGACUUUUCGGUGCCCUUCAUAGAGACGGGCAUCAGCGUCAUGGUCUCCCGCAGCAACGGCACCGUCUCCCCCUCCGCCUUCCUAGAGCCCUUCAGUGCGGAUGUGUGGGUGAUGAUGUUCGUUAUGCUGUUGCUGGUGUCAGCGGUGGCUGUCUUCGUAUUUGAGUAUUUCAGCCCCGUUGGUUACAAUCGCUGUCUGGCAGAUGGGAGAGAGCCCGGGGGCCCCUCUUUCACCAUCGGCAAGGCCAUCUGGCUGCUCUGGGGCCUGGUCUUCAACAACUCCGUCCCAGUGCAGAACCCCAAGGGCACCACCAGCAAGAUCAUGGUCUCCGUCUGGGCCUUCUUCGCUGUCAUCUUCUUGGCCAGCUACACUGCCAACCUGGCGGCCUUCAUGAUCCAGGAGGAGUAUGUGGACCAGGUGUCUGGGCUGAGUGACAAAAAGUUCCAGAGGCCCAACGACUUCUCUCCGCCGUUUCGGUUUGGGACGGUGCCCAACGGUAGCACGGAGAGGAACAUCCGGAACAACUACAAGGAGAUGCACACCUACAUGGUGAAGUUCCACCAGAAGAACGUGGACGAGGCGCUGUACAGCCUCAAGACGGGUAAACUGGACGCCUUCAUCUACGAUGCGGCGGUGCUCAACUAUAUGGCUGGGAGAGACGAGGGCUGUAAGCUGGUGACCAUCGGCAGCGGGAAGGUCUUCGCCUCCACUGGCUACGGGAUUGCCAUACAGAAGGACUCUGGCUGGAAGAGGCAGGUUGACCUGGCCAUCCUUCAGCUCUUUGGAGACGGUGAGAUGGAGGAGCUGGAGGCGCUGUGGCUGACGGGAAUCUGCCACCACGAGAAGAACGAGGUGAUGAGCAGCCAGCUGGACGUGGACAACAUGGCGGGGGUGUUCUACAUGCUGGGCGCGGCCAUGGCGCUCUCCCUCAUCACCUUCAUCUGCGAGCACCUCUUCUACUGGCAGCUGCGCUUCUGUUUCAUGGGCGUGUGCUCCGGCAAGCCGGGCAUGACCUACUCCAUCAGCAGGGGCAUCUACAGCUGCAUCCACGGGGUCCAGAUCGAGGAGACCAAGUCGGCUCUCAACUCCCCCUCCGCCACCAUGAACAACACCCACUCCAACAUCCUGCGGUUGCUCCGCACCGCCAAGAAUAUGGCCUCCCUUUCGGGGGUCAACGGCUCCCCGCACAGCGCCCUGGACUUCAUCCGCCGCGAGUCGUCAGUCUACGAUAUCUCCGAGCACCGCCGCAGCCUGGCCGGCCACUCCGACUGCAAGCCGCCUUACCUGCCGGAGGACAACAUGUUCAGCGACUAUAUCAGUGAGGUGGAGAGGACUUUCGGGAACUUGCACCUGAAGGAUAGCAACCUGUACCAGGAUCACUACCUGCACCACCACCCAGGGUCGGGGCCACUAGGUUUGGGCAUGUCUGGUCCCCCACCCAACAGACCACAUAGUCUGGGGAGUGCCAGCUCCCUGGAGGGAGGCAUGUACGACUGUGACAGUUUAGGGGGUGGGGUGGCCCCGAUUUUCACCACCCAGCCCCGGGCCUCUCUGACACACAGGAACAAUAAAUUUGACCUGAUUGCCGGCCAGACUCAGUCCUCCGGUCCAGGGUUCAAGCAAGGUCUGGCCGAUCUCUACGGGAAGUUCUCCUUCAAGGGCGGGGCGUCCAGUUCAGGGUUCAUCGCGGGACAUGACAGGUACUGCGGGGUAGGGGGCGGCGGGGAUGACGGCAACAUCCGCUCGGACGUGUCGGAUAUUUCCACGCACACCGUCACCUACGGCAACCUGGAAGGGAACGCCAAGAAGCGCAAGCAGUACAGGGACAGCCUGAAGAAGAGGCCCGCCUCGGCAAAGUCACGGCGUGAGCUGGACGAGAUCGAGCUGGGGUACCGGAGGCGGCCCCACCACAUCGGCCAUCACCACUACCACGGCCACCAGGGACACCGCUCGGCCUCCCCACCCCUCCUGCCCUCGGAGCGGAAGAGCCAGAGAGGUGGCGCCGGGGGGAACUGCUCGUCGUAUUUGUAUCGCGACAAAGAAAGUUUGCGAGAUUUCUACCUGGACCAGUUUCGCCCCAAGGAAGGGGUGCCGCAGUGGGAACAUGUGGAUUUGACUGACGGGCCCGGUGGGGGUGGAGGGGGCAGUAGUGGCGGGGGUAAUUGCACAAGUUUGGUAACAGUGGAGGAUUUCCUGAAAGGCAAAAGCAAGAAGACAGAUUGUAAGAGCGGGGUGGUGGGAGGGGCAGGUUCCUCUGCCCCGGGGCAACAGACGCAAGGGUGCUGGGAGAAAAAUGUGCCGGGCGUUAGCAGCACAGGUUUGACGGGGGGAGACUGGGAGUGUCGAAAUUGCCGGGCGAGCGGCGGAGGAGGCAAACAGAUGAUGCAUGGGGGCGGGGGUGGGGGGUACGGAGGAGGACAAGGAGGAGGUAGCUGCGGGACAUCAGGGGGUGGUCUAGGGGGCGGAAACAGCCGUCCCAGCUCCGCCACCUGCAUGCGGUGUGAGGCAUGCAAGAAAACGGGCAACCUGUACGACAUCAGUGAGGACAAUAACCACCUUUUGGAACAGCUGGGAGGCAAAUAUGCCAUGGAGGGCGGGAAAGGAGGGGUGAUCGGGGGUGUGGGCGUCGUCGGCGGGGUGGGGGUGCAAUCACAGACCCAGGCCCAACGUCGAAAAGGCAGUCUAGGCGGCAAGCCUUUGCGGAGGCAGCAUUCGUAUGACACGUUUGUGGAUUUGCAAAAAGAGGAGGCAGGCGGGGUCGGGGGUGUCAUGGGCGGUCUGGGAGGGGGCGGAGCUGGGGGCGUAGGAGGUGGAGGGGUGGCAGGGAUGUUGCCAACACCCAGGAGUGUAAGUCUGAAAGACAAAGAUCGCUUUAUGGAGGGUGGCAGCCCCUAUGCCCAUAUCUUUGAGAGACACGGAGGAUCGGAGAGAGAGAGAGACCGAGACCGAGACCCGCUGUUUUUUGGUGGGGAGAAGGGCAAAGGGGGGUCACCCUUCGGGCUGUUCCGAGGAGGUGAGGGAGGGCUGCACCGUCGGUCAGUGGGAGAGAGAGAUAGAGAUAGAGGGAUGAUGGGAGGUGGAGGAGCAGGGAUCGGGGCGUACUCCUUGUCCAAAUCUCUCUAUCCAGAUAGGGUGAACCAGAACCCCUUCAUCCCCACCUUUGGCGAUGACCAGUGUCUUUUACACGGCGCCAAAUCGUACUACGUCAAAAAGCAACAGCAGCAGCAGCAGCUCCCCAAAAACAGCCGGAGUGACUUCAGAGGCUCGAUGGGCGUGACGUCCUUUUUGCCCGCCUCGGCCACUGCAGGGGUGUUGUCCAACGUCGCCCCCAGGUUCCCCAAGGAGCUGUGUCUGGGGGGGCCCCUGGGAAACCACCCCGGCGGCAACAAGCUGCUGUCAGCCAGGGACGGGCUAGGGGUGGGAGCAGCACAGAGGCCAUUCAACGGCUCCAGCAAUGGACACGUCUACGAGAAGCUGUCCAGUAUAGAGUCUGAUGUGUGAAGGCGGGAGAGCUGGAGGGGCAGGGGAAAGGGGAGAGGGACAUUGAGAUGAGAGGGGCGUGGUGAUAUGACGUCUGUACUGUGACUCGUCUGUAGUAGUGGUCGCAGAGAGAAGGGUAGAGUAGAGUGAAAAUCCAGUACAGACAAAAGGACCAAGGUGGAAGAAAGAGGGAACCAAGAGAGAAGCAGAUGAGUCUUGCUAUGGUGAGAGAAACAGGGAAGGAAAGAGGGAAACUACUGUCUGCUCAGGACAAAGAGAGGGAGUUCAUGGUUGAAAUGGAAAGUAAUACAACAGAAAGAAACUGUGGACCGAUGCAUAAGAUAAUCCAAGACAUCCACAAGUUAGUUUGGCCUCAACUUUCAAUGGCAAAUUUAAGGCAGCCAUACUUUUAUAAUAAAUAAUCGAGCAUUUAUUUCUUUUCAUUUAAAAUGAAAUAAACACACACAAUGUUUGUGCAGGGACUAAAUAUAGAUUAGUAACAUUUCCUCAAAUUCAAUAUUGAAAGUUAGAGCCAAAACGCCGAAGCUUGAUCGGAUUCAAUCACUCCCUCCGCUGUCGUCCCUCUUAAAACUGCAAAAACAAAGAAGAAAGAGGAAGAGGAGAAGGCCAAGGAUGAAGAAAGAAAGCAGAGCUUUCCAAACAAAAUGAAAGAGACUGCAAGAGGGUUGAAACCAGUUUACGGUGUACCUCCAUUUUUAUCUCGGUCAUUCAUUUCUUCGUUCCUACUCUCUUCUCUCUUCCUCUCCUCCUCUCUUCCACUGUUCCUGAAUGCCAAGACAAGUGCUUCUCUGACUUGUUUGCUAUGAAAAUACAAUCAUGGAUGAAAAUAGAAUUCUUACUGAAGUAACAGGGUAAAAUAACAAUAAUAAUAUGACUAAUAUUGUGAGUAAUGAAGAUAAUA
This is a messenger RNA of Megalops cyprinoides (Indo-Pacific tarpon), 6292 nucleotides long. Its product is annotated as glutamate receptor ionotropic, NMDA 2B-like. NCBI's taxonomy places the organism in Eukaryota, Metazoa, Chordata, Actinopteri, Elopiformes, Megalopidae. Gene Ontology annotation, cellular component: NMDA selective glutamate receptor complex; postsynaptic membrane; plasma membrane. The record is from RefSeq and is a predicted model, not a curated record. Gene Ontology annotation, molecular function: NMDA glutamate receptor activity; transmitter-gated monoatomic ion channel activity involved in regulation of postsynaptic membrane potential. The transcript is spliced from 15 exons. The coding region runs from base 127 to 5391 and encodes 1754 amino acids. Gene Ontology annotation, biological process: excitatory postsynaptic potential; monoatomic ion transport; long-term synaptic potentiation.